AUGAAGAUCAAGGCACUCAGCAGGUCGGCUGCCUCAGCGCAGGCCCCGGGGUCAAAUGUUGCACGCCUACCCAGAAACUUAGAUCCAGACCUUCAUCCGUUUGAGCGAGCGCGAGAGUAUACCAGAGCUCUCAAUGCAACAAAAAUCGAGCGCAUGUUCGCGCAGCCAUUCCUCGGGAGUUUCGAGCCCGGCCAUGUAGAUGGGGUGUAUUCCUUUGCCAAAGAUCCCGAAUCACUCGAGCAUCUUGCCUCUGGCAGUGGCGACGGCGUGGUAAAGGUGUGGGACCUCACGAGCCGAGAGGAGAAAUGGCAGAGCCAGGCGCACGACACCAUCGUCAAGGGCAUGUGUUGGACCAGGGACAAGCGGCUGAUUACCUGCGGAAGCGACCGAACCGUUAAAAUGUUCGAUCCCUACACUACGCCUUCCAAGAGCCCGCCCACAUCGACGUGGCUAGGCCAGCAUGCUUUCACAUCAGUCUCCCAUCAUCGCUUAAUCCCCUCCUUUGCUGCUGCAAGCAGCAACAUCGCCAUCUACGACACCUCUCGCGCCUCUGGAACGCCUGUCCAAACCCUAUCGUGGCCUACCACCAUCGAGACCAUUAAUGCGGUCGCUUUCAACCAGACAGAAACCUCAAUACUGGCCUCAUGCGCUACCGACCGUGCUGUCAUACUCUACGACCUCCGCACAAGUUCUCCGCUUCAUCGAAAUGUCCUCACAUUUGCCUCCAAUGCCAUCUCUUGGAAUCCCAUGGAAGCCUUCAACUUUGCCGUGGGAAGCGAAGACCACAAUAUCUACAUAUUCGAUAUGCGGAACAUGAAGCGGUCUCUCAAUGUCCUGAAAGGGCACGUCGCCGCGGUGAUGAGCGUGGACUUCAGUCCCACGGGAGAGGAGCUGAUCAGUGGAUCAUAUGAUCGGACAAUCCGAAUCUGGGAGCGUGCAAAGGGACACUCUCGAGACAUAUACCACACAAAGCGCAUGCAGCGAGUCUUUUCCGUCGCUUGGUCCCCUGACAACAAUUACGUGCUCUCAGGAUCUGACGAUGGCAACAUCCGUCUCUGGCGCGCCAAAGCGUCUGACCGGCAGGGAGUCAAGUCGUUCGCUCUGCGGCAGAAGUUGCAAUAUGACGAUGCUUUGAAGGAAAGAUACAAGCACAUGCCCGAGAUUCGACGGAUUGCAAGGCAUAGGCAUGUACCCAAACAGGUGAUGAAGGCUGAAGAGAUCAAGAAAGAGGAAUUGAAGGCUAUUAAGAGGAGGGAAGAGAACGAGAGGAAACACACUAAGAAGGGCAGAGUGAGGCGAAAAGCUGAACGAGAGAAAAUGGUCUUGGCGAGGGAACAGUGAUACUUUCAUGGGCAUUGUUCGACUGAUUUCGUUUCAGCAUAGCGACGGCGUUUCAAUCAAGAUGCAGAACAUGUCCUUGGAGUUUGGGUGGGCUCAUUGCUGGU
Molecule: messenger RNA, 1445 nt
Organism: Lindgomyces ingoldianus
Lineage: Eukaryota; Fungi; Ascomycota; Dothideomycetes; Pleosporales; Lindgomycetaceae
Product: WD40 repeat-like protein
Exons: 2
Coding region: 1-1341 (446 amino acids)
Biological process (GO): maturation of SSU-rRNA from tricistronic rRNA transcript (SSU-rRNA, 5.8S rRNA, LSU-rRNA)
Cellular component (GO): nucleolus; small-subunit processome
Molecular function (GO): protein binding
Source: RefSeq, a predicted model, not a curated record